CAAAUGUACUCAAAUAUGGGACAGAGGCUCCCAGUAACUAGAAAGCCCAGGUUACCAUAUUACAUCAUAAUCAGUGAUGUCACUAUUGGGAAAAUUCUCAAGUUGUCCUCUGAUUUAGGCCUUUCAGGCCUUGAAGCCAGUGGGAUUGAGGAACUUUUCAAGAGCAGUAUGGCUCUGGACAAUGUGUGGGGUCCACGAGCACCAACCAUAGGGGAUGGGCCUGCCAAGAGAGUGGAUGAUCAGGCCCCCACCCAGACACAGGCCCUCCAAACUGCCUCCGUAAGGGAUGGCCCAGCAAAGCGGGCAGUGUGGGUCCGGCGUAAAACUAUGGAGCCAGAAGAUCCUACCAAAUCAGCAGUGGCCAUGGGGAGACCCAAGCUAGAGGUGGCCAAAGCAGUGGUCGUAGACCUUGGCACUGGCUACUGUAAAUGUGGCUUUGCCGGCCUGCCAAGGCCUUCUCACAAGAUCUCAACAACAGUGGGCAAGCCCUACAUGGAGACUGCCAAAACUGGGGAUAAUCGCAAGGAGACAUAUGUGGGGCAGGAGAUUGCCGAUUCAGAGCUUCACCUCAAGCUAGUUAAUCCUCUGAGACAUGGCAUUAUCGUGGACUGGGAUACAGUGCAGGAUAUCUGGGAAUAUCUCUUCCGACAAGAAAUGAAGAUAGCCCCAGAGGAGCAUGCGGUCUUGGUUUCAGACCCACCCCUGAGCCCACACACCAACAGAGAGAAGUAUGCUGAAAUGCUGUUUGAAACCUUCAACACCCCCGCAAUGCACAUCGCCUACCAGUCCCGCCUGUCCAUGUACUCUUAUGGAAGGACCUCUGGCCUGGUGGUGGAGGUUGGCCACGGCGUGUCCUAUGUGGUCCCCAUUUAUGAGGGAUACCCUUUGCCCAGCAUCACCGGAAGGCUGGACUACGCAGGCUCUGACUUGACAGUCUACCUGAUGGGCCUGAUGAACAGUUCAGGGAAGCACUUCACUGAGGACCAGAUAGGCAUCGUGGAGGACAUCAAGAGGAAAUGCUGCUUUGUGGCUCUGGAUCCCAUCGAAGAGAAGAAAGUCCCUCCCAAUGAACAUAUGAUGCAGUACAUUCUGCCUGAUGGAAAUGAGAUACAACUAGGCCAGGAAAGGUUCCUCUGCUCAGAGAUGUUCUUCAAGCCAUCUCUCAUCAAGUCCAUGCAACUGGGUCUCCACACCCAGACAGUGUCCUGCCUUAACAAGUGUGACAUUGCCCUCAAACGGGACCUCAUGGGAAACAUCCUGCUCUGUGGGGGCAGCACUAUGCUCCCCGGUUUCCCUAACCGUCUGCAGAAGGAGCUGAGUAGCAUGUGUCCCAAUGACACCCCACAGGUAAAUGUGUUGCCUGAGAGAGACACUUCGGUGUGGACUGGUGGCUCCAUCCUUGCAUCACUUCAGGGCUUCCAACCACUGUGGGUCCACCGCUCUGAGUAUGAGGAACAUGGGCCUUUCUUCCUCUACAGAAGAUGCUUCUGAAUGCCCACGAGGCACAGCCACUGCACGGCAGUACUUCAGCUUUGCUGGGUGAGUGCUCUCCUACACACAGGGAGCUGAGUGCCAGCACAUUCAUUACUGUAGCAUUAAACACCCCUCAUGUUCCCCUCCA
Microcebus murinus (gray mouse lemur) is the source of this 1621-nucleotide messenger RNA. RefSeq names its product actin like 7A (gene ACTL7A). The record is from RefSeq and is a predicted model, not a curated record. Lineage: Eukaryota; Metazoa; Chordata; Mammalia; Primates; Cheirogaleidae.